ACGCUUUUCCCGCCAAACGGUGUUGCGUAGCGAGAGAAACUGGUUAGCGUGAUCACUUAGUGUUAAGUGUGUAUAAAAUUUGAAGUUCUGAAACUAAGAAAUGGCUUUAUAUUCUCGCAACAGUGAGAAAAGACGAAUAUUUAAUGAACUAAAGAGACAACAAGACGAAGUUAUAGGAGGCAUGUGCAGGCUUGGAAACAGGCCAAUUUCACCGAAGUCACAAAUGGAGCAAGAAAAAAGGAUUCGCCGGGAAAUAGCUAACAGUAAUGAAAGGCGUCGAAUGAAGAGCAUAAAUGCCGGCUUCCAGUCUCUUCGUCAGUUGUUACCACAGCAAGAUGGAGAAAAGCUUAGCAAGGCUGCCAUAUUACAAAAUACAGCUGAAUACAUCUACCAGCUAGAACAGGAAAAAGCCCGUCUGCUGGUCCAGAACUGUCAGUUGAAGCGGAUGCUCAACUCUCAGAUGAACGUUGACAGUGAUGGAAGUAGCUCUGACUCUCCGUUACCAAAGCGCAAGAAGACUGAUACAGCAGUAGAGUCCUCAGAUGAGGGAAUUGGCAGUAUGAGCCCCAGAGGUAGUACUAGUAAUAUGACAGAAGAAAUGAAACAAGAAAUGAUUGAUCUGCGAGAUCGAUUACACAGGGAACACCAGCUGCAAAUUGAACAUGAGAAACAAACACAUAGCUUGGAUAUUCAGAUGUAUGAUGAUCAAGUUCCAGGAACUAUUGAACAACAUCUGCCCGAGAAAGCAAAGGUGGAGCAGCACUACUCCUAUAUUCUAAACAAGGAGCAUCUUUCCAGUCCAACUGCUGGUGUGUCUCAGAAUGAGAGUGACUCAUCUGAAGGGUCAGUUCCUCUUCCACUUACUGAUAUUCCAGAGGACUUGUCAGGAAAGUCCUCUACUGUACUCUCGUCUCAUUCCAGUGAUACGGAGAUGGUGUCAUCAUCACAACUGUAUGUUUUGGAUUCUUCUGUUCUCACAUCAAAGCCAAUUCAUCUUGUUUCCAAUGAAGUUUGCAUCUCACAUCUAAAACCUGCCAAUACCAAAGAGCCUACCCAAUAUGCUACUUUAUCUCGCACUUACCAAGCAAAUAGCACUUCUCGCCAAAAUUUGGAGACAAUUGUGGAAGCAAUUCGCCACCUAGAAGGUGAUCACAUGUUUCGGGAUGAUCCUGAGCCUUUUAGUAAACCUGAGUCUGAAAGGACAGUAUCAGAUAAUGUUUCUUCUAAUGAACUCUUAACUGAUCCUUUUCAAAUUUUAUGUGAGACAACAAAAAGCAGUGCCCUUCAUAGUCAAGUUUUUCAGUGUUCAUCUAGUACACAAACUCGGCCAGGUGUCAUUGUUACCAAUCAUUCAUAAUUGCUGUAUUGAAUGCUUGCCACUUUUGGGGUCAUGGUUUUCAUCUUUGUUGUUGUAAGAAUAUGUUUCAUCUGUAUAGAUGCCCACACUCAAGAGCUUCUUUUAGAUUUUGUGGCCUGAUUGUUGGGUAAAAAUGCAUUGGUUUCAUAAAUAUCAUUUGUAUUAUAACAUUUAGUGUUUAGUUUGCAUUGUCUUCACUUACCAUAUAGCUUGAUUGUAAUCUAUUAGUGAAGUUGUGUAUAUAGUUUAUACAAGUGCUUCAUAAGAAAAACGUUUUCAGAAAUUCUGGAAAGUGAGUACCUAAAUUAAACAAUUAAAAUUUAUGGUUGCACUAUAAUUUUUUUCUGAUGUUACAUGUUCAAUUUAUGCAUAUACUUAUAGGUAUGAAUACACUUAACAUACCAACAUACUCAUUAAUUAAUCAGUUGGUGUGCAUAUUUAAAGCUGUGUUUAGUUUACUACUUGGUCCUAUCAAGCCAAGUCUUUUAAUUUUUUUUCAUAACAGAAAAAAUAUAGCCAUCUAAUUCGCAGUUUUUUCCUGUAAUUUUUUAAAGAUUCACAUGUAAUAUGUAUGAAAGACAAUUUAUUAAAUUGUCUUUCAAUUCAAGAAACUUAAAUUGUGAUACUAUCCAUUUGAACAUUCUUACACAGCCACGCUUCUUUUGUGCAUAAAAUAAUUGUUUUUGUUAAGAACAUUUACAGGGGUCUAAUAGUCAUCAUAGAUGGAUAAACAUAUUAUUCUAAUACUACAUCCUGUAUUAGUAUUUAAUUUUUAUUGCAUGAUAUGCUGACAUUUAGUUUAUGCGAUUGAAAUAUACAGGUGAAAGUGGCUGUUAUAGAAAGUUUUUCUGACAUUUUAGGAGAUUAUUUAUCACUCCAAGCAGACAGCUAUUAAGUUAAGGUUUUUAGUAAAAGUGAUUUUACAACUGUAUGAGGAUAAUUUGUAUGUAAAGGUGAACUUUACUUUAUAAAGACACGACUUAUGUUUCUCAAAAUUAACAUAAAGCUGUUACUUUGUUUAUGGCUAAAGGAGUUUAGUUUGUAUUGAAAGGAACUUUAAAAUUUUUAUAUACAGUUUAAUGGUUUUACAAAAAGUACAAGUGAUUCGAGUGUGUAAGAGUGAACAUAAGACAAAAAAUUUUGAUCAAUAUUUAUGAAAUGCAUUAACAGAUUUGUAUGGAAAUUGGAAUAAUGAUUAUCUAAAAUGAUAAAGUUUUGCAACUGGUUUAAGAUAAAUUUCCACAUUCUUAGAUGAACUUUCUUGCCUGACUAAAAAAAAAUUAAAAUAUUUCAACCAUCAAUUCAGAAUUUUUCCCUUUCUGAAGUUUUUCAAAAUUUUUAUUAACCUGAUUCUUUGGCUAUCAUUUUUAUUUCCUGCUGUAGAAGUACAAUUUUGUAUUGGUUUUUUUCUUUAAAGUAAGUUUUGAGAAAGACUUAAGUAUUCAAUUUAUACAUUCAACAUUCCCGCUGUUGUAGGAAAAAAAAGUAAUUUUUUCCAUUUCUUAAACUGUGAAAUGUUGAUCAAAAUUCAUAUCUUAUGCUUUGAGAUAGAGAUUUGAAUACUGGCAUUUUAGUAGCAUGUUUUCAAAGCUUUUAGGUCUGCUGGUUAUAAAUUGACCAACUUAUGAAGCUAAAACUUUAUUCUGUUGUACUGUUACAAGUUGAACAAAACAGAUAAGUAUGUAGUAAUUAGCCAUUUUGUGUAUUUCCUAGAAAACCUUUACAAAGAAAUACUUCUUUCUUUCAACUAACUGCCUUGAAAGAGUUGUAUGAAUAAUAUCUUAACCAGUUUGCAUUAAUCAUCAUUGUAAAUGAGCUGAGGUAUGGCUAAUCAAUUUACCUCAGGUGGUACUGCUUGGAGCACUAUAAGCUUUUAUUUCUUUUGCAAUUUGGUUUAAUUAUAUAUUUGCAUCUAUAGUAUCUAUUGAAAUAUAGACAAUGUUUUUCUGGCUUUCAUCACUAAUUAACUUGCAGGUUCUUAAGUGCCUUGAUUUUAUGAUGUUAAAUACAAUUAGUAAAGAAGGGGUAAAGUCCAGGCACUUACUGUUUUUUCAUGGGGAAAUUGAAAGUCCUUUCACAUUCUUUUUUGUUUUCUCAUGAAUUCUUCUCGACAGUCACGUAACUAUGUUUUAUAUUAGAUUUUAAGUUAGUUUUAUUUUAGCCUUUGUUAAUAUAAGCACGUUAUUAAUACUUUCAACUGGUGUUAAUGAGAAUUUUAUGCAGAGUUUACUAUUAUGUGUCCUAUUUGAGAAAUUGUUUGUGUUCUCAGUGCUUGUAGAAUAUCUGCAGAUUUCUGAGGUUAUUUAAACCUAUCUUAAAGUUAAAAUGUUUUAGAUGUAGUCCUGUGUAUAGAACAUUUCUCGACCUGAACUAAAAUUUAAAAUGAAGGAUAACAUACGUCUCUAAUUCCAUCUCUUUCCUUGUUAUUUUUUCACCUUAUGAACCUUAAGGUAAAACAAUGUUGUGAAAAUCAUAAAAUUUGAAUAUAUUAAACAUAUUCUGUUAUCUCCAACAAAUAAAAUGUAUAUAUCAUUGUU
This is a messenger RNA of Limulus polyphemus (Atlantic horseshoe crab), 3894 nucleotides long. RefSeq names its product transcription factor AP-4-like. Gene Ontology annotation, molecular function: protein dimerization activity; RNA polymerase II cis-regulatory region sequence-specific DNA binding; DNA-binding transcription factor activity, RNA polymerase II-specific. The record is from RefSeq and is a predicted model, not a curated record. The transcript has 5 exons. NCBI's taxonomy places the organism in Eukaryota, Metazoa, Arthropoda, Merostomata, Xiphosura, Limulidae. Gene Ontology annotation, cellular component: nucleus. Gene Ontology annotation, biological process: regulation of transcription by RNA polymerase II. Bases 101 to 1357 code for a protein of 418 amino acids.